Messenger RNA from Lodderomyces oxycetoniae, 636 nucleotides. It is a transcript of the gene TFS1, whose product is annotated as Tfs1p. NCBI's taxonomy places the organism in Eukaryota, Fungi, Ascomycota, Pichiomycetes, Serinales, Debaryomycetaceae. The transcript has a single exon. Gene Ontology annotation, biological process: regulation of proteolysis; regulation of Ras protein signal transduction. Bases 1 to 636 code for a protein of 211 amino acids. The record is from RefSeq and is a predicted model, not a curated record. Gene Ontology annotation, molecular function: phospholipid binding; peptidase inhibitor activity.
AUGACAUUAAUCACAAUCUCACAAUCCUUAGAUGAGGCAUAUACCAAGAAUAAAAUUAUUCCUGAAGUUGUUGAUCAAUUCGACACUCAAGGUUUAUUAACAAUUGAAUAUGGUCCCACCGAAUUGGUAACUUUGGGUAAUACAUUAACUGUUGCAGGUACCAAAGCCGCACCCAAAAUUCAAUUGACUUUGAAUUCGUCAACUGAAGACGGCAAGAUUGAAAGUGUUGACCCUGCUGAUAAAUUUAUUUUGGUUGUUACUGAUCCCGAUGCUCCGUCAAAUAGUGACCAUAAAUGGUCAGAGUACUUGCACUGGUUAGUUACAGAUAUAAAAUUACCUGAUACUAAUACCAAAGAUGGUGAGCCUAAAAUCAGUCAUUUUAUUGAUGCUACACAAGGUAAUGAACUAUAUCCUUAUCUUGGCCCCGGACCACCACCCAAAACCGGCAAGCACCGUUAUGUGUUUUUAUUAUACAAACAAGAUCCUAAGGUUGACAAGCCAACUACUCCAAAGGACAGACCAAAUUGGGGUACUGGAGUUCCAAGCAGCGGUGUAAGAGACUGGAUCAAAAAAGAAGCCCCUGGUUCAAAAUUAUUAGCAGUAAACUUCUUUUACGCUCAAAAUGAAGACAAUUGA